Messenger RNA from Vespa velutina, 2606 nucleotides. RefSeq names its product U-scoloptoxin(01)-Er1a-like. The transcript has 3 exons. The record is from RefSeq and is a predicted model, not a curated record. NCBI's taxonomy places the organism in Eukaryota, Metazoa, Arthropoda, Insecta, Hymenoptera, Vespidae. Gene Ontology annotation, molecular function: chitin binding. Gene Ontology annotation, cellular component: extracellular region. The coding region runs from base 1954 to 2481 and encodes 175 amino acids.
UCGUGUAUCUCUAAAUUCUCUUUGUAUUUUUCUUCGGUGGCCAAAGUAAAAUGCAUUUGGAAUCGUUAAACACCAACGAUAUAAUCAGGCUGUUCACCUUCUCGCACGUGCGAUCAAAGUAAAAGAUUAGAGCGUUCUCGACGCACCUUUAGUUUCGUUACUUGGAGGAUAAUCAUCCCUUUCUGAACAAGAGAAUAAAUUUUAUUAAGAUAUUAACAGAAUAAGAAAAAAGAAGAAAAAAGAAAAAAGAAGAAAAAAGAGGAAAGAAGAAAAAAAGGAAAAGAAAAAAAAGCAACAAAGAGUAAUAAUCAUUAUCGACGUUAUAAUCAUUAUCAUUUUAAUUAAGGAUUAAAAAGUUAUAUCCUUACGAGUCUAUGAGUCAAUCGAUUAAUUAGCAUUUUUGUCAAUAUCGUUAGAAUGCAGACGAUUUAUCUUAAGUCCACGAGCCAAAAUAUUCUUUAUACAAAUACAUAUUAAUGUUUCGACAAAUGGAGAAAAGUAUGUUAAUUUGAUAAGUAUAUUUGUAAUAACUAAUUGAUGUACAAAUAAUAACUUAUUAUCGAAAUUCAAUUACAAAAGAAUAGCGCUGUACAUUGUCGAAUUCAAAAAAAUGAAAAAAAAAAAGAAAGAAAAUCGAUCUAUGUAUGUUCAUAGAAUUCAUCACAUCAAAUAUUUUUCGUCGUUCUCAUGGUCGAUGACCACAAAAAGGGGAAAAGAAGUGGGUACGGUUUCACAAUCACGAGGACCCAAAAGAAUUGUUAAGUAUUCACAUCCCGAAGAAAUGGUGGCCGUGAUGCGGCCUUAACGAAGAUGAGGCCUGGCGGAUUUGCCCUCGAAUUUCGACGGCCGAAUUCGUCUUACGUCUUUAUCUUCUCACGUUUGGAAAGGAGCCAAAUUGUGGAAUGGGAUCACCGUGUCGUAUCGUAUAUUGUUAAAAAAUCGUGAAUAAUUUCACGUGUAAUAAAAUAUUAAACACGUGGACGAACCAGGAUUGUUACUGAAUUAUAAUCGACUUAAACAGAUUUAAUAAUAACAUAUUUCAUGAAUACUUAGUGCUUUUCCAAGCGCAGCUGAUAGUAGUUGAAAAUUUGUUGAUAUCAUAGACAAAAAAAUAAGCAUAUAAAUAUAUUUGUGUGUGUUUGUGUAUGUGAGUGAAUAUACACAUAUUUUUCGAAUAAAACAGGAUAAAAAAUGAAUAUUAAGGGAAGAAAAAAACGAGUACAAUUUCUUCUCACUCAAUCUAUCGCAAUCAGUACUUACUUACGUUUAUGUCGUUUCCGAUUUCGUAAUUGAUGAAUCUCCGUUGGUGGCUUUGAAAAAUCGUGCCCGAAAAAUCGAAAUAUAAUCCUUAAAUGCAAGGAGUCGACUCGCUCCUGUCAAGGUCGUACUCUCUAUGAAUAAAAAUGAAAAUGCUCUGAUAGAAUAUGCGUAGAGUCUCUAAACGGAUUAGACAGUUUAGAAACAAAUGUGUCAACGAUCCAUUAAGGAAUUUCUCGACGACAUAUUCGGUAAUCACGAACGACUAAAUCGUUUUAUUCCUUUGAUUAUCGUACGACCAACAAUAAAUAUUAAUUCUAAGUAGACGAAUUAUUUACCGUCAAACGUAAGACACCGCAUCAUCGAACGUUCGGACCAUUUGCAUCGGGCCUUCGAGGAUGAUGUGAACGUCUGGAUGGUCAUUGGUCAUUGGCAGACCAAACGUGAAGAAUUUACUAAUUCGGACGUACUGAGAAUUGGCCAUUCAUACAAUAUUCAAGAUCCCUAUCCUCGCUUUGCUAUAUAACACCCUUCUACGAUUCGGAUCUCCAGUUACUUCAGGACCUCCGAAGAAAGAAGCUGGUAAAACUUCCAAAAAUCUCAAAAGAAAUACCAUCAAAUAAGUUAAAUCAAUAAAUUGAAAUCGAAUACGCGCAAGCUAUUCCUUUUCUUACAUCUUAAAACUUAACAAACAAGAUGAAUCGAUUCGUAUUUAUUCAAAUUCUUUGUGCUUUCGUAUUAGUAAUAAACGCGCUUCCUCAACAACCAAAAUCCAAAAGACCAACACCCGUGUUUAAACAAAAUCAAUUAGGUGGAUUACAAUUACCGGAUAAUGCUACACUCAUAAGAGAUAACAUUGUGGACACAUUUUCCUGUAAAGACAGAAUUUAUGGAUAUUACGCCGAUAUGGAAAAUGAGUGUCAAAUAUUUCACGUUUGUCUACCACAAACAAGAAAUGUCGCCAAAUGGAGUUUCAUUUGUCCCUCCGAAACGGUUUUCAAUCAGGCCACUUUCGUAUGUACGCGAACGGAAGAAUCGAUACCCUGCGAGGAAUCAGAAAAAUAUUACAGCUUGAACGAGGAGAUUGGUAAGGAGGAAGAAAAUACUGAAGAAGAGACUACCAGAUCUGUUCCAAUAAAUGCUGAUGUCGAGCCAGAGAUAACCAAACCAUUCACGAGGACUUCAAGAAUUUUAAAUCGACAAGGAUCGUCACAACGUCAUUGACGAAAUUUUUAAUUACGUCGAUAAACUAACUUCUCUAUUCCUACGUUGAACAAGAAACGACGAAAUAAGAACAGCAACUUUUGUAUGCUACAUACGCUUGCCUUCAAUACGUAUAUCGCUCUAAU